CUCUCCAGAGGCAGGCGAACUGUGAAGGGAGAGCUUUCUCGCCGGAAACAACUCACGCUCUGGAGCCACCUUUUUGGAAAUGACGGCGGGGGGGACGGAAUGAGACUUGCUGCACUGGAGGCUUAUUUCUCAAAGAAAUAAAUUUUUGAAAAAAGCCAUUUGUGGGAUGUGGAGUAUACCCACGUAAUUAUUUUCCAUUUCUUUACUGUAAAGGCAGACGCGCGGUUAUGGGGGGAUUUACAUCUGGAUUGUGCAGCACGGGAUAGAAGAUCUGACAAGUGAGGAGAGAGGACUUCUCUCUAAGGAGAGGAGCUGAAAAACUUUCUCAUCCUCUACAAGCUGCCAGGGUCCAGUAUAUCAGCCCAUGAUUGGCCUUCUCGUGGCUGGAAUGCACAUCUAAGCUCCGGCGCAGGAACAUUGUAUGUUCGACGCUUGCACUCGCUCUCAAGGACCAUGUGGUUUUCACCGAGGAGAAGUUGUACCCCUUUGCAGAACUGUAAAAAAUCCCACAGUUGCCCCAGGAUCGCCUUGUCCUUGUGGCUAUUAACCUUUUGCUGGUGCUUUGCGACAGUGAGGGGUCAGAGCUACCAUCCCACCGUCAACACGCAGUAUGGCAAACUCCGAGGGGUGAGGGUACCCCUGCCCAGUGAGAUACUUGGCCCGGUGGACCAAUAUCUUGGGGUCCCUUACGCUGCCUCACCAGUUGGGGAAAAACGCUUCACACCCCCUGAGCCUCCUUCCUCCUGGUCAGGGAUCAAGAAUGCCACCCACUUUGCUCCGGUGUGCCCCCAAAAUAUUCACAACGCCGUUCCAGAGAUCAUGAUGCCCAUAUGGUUCACCUACAACCUGGAUAUAGUUACCACUUACAUACAAGACCAACAUGAGGAUUGUCUUUAUCUUAACAUCUAUGUUCCGACAGAGGAUGACAUACGAGACACCGGGGCCAAGCCUGUGAUGGUCUACAUCCACGGGGGAUCCUACAUGGAAGGGACAGGCAAUAUGAUUGAUGGCAGCGUCCUGGCGAGCUACGGCAAUGUCAUCGUCAUCACCCUCAACUACCGCGUUGGAGUUCUUGGCUUCCUCAGUACCGGGGACCAGGCUGCUAAAGGGAACUACGGACUGCUGGAUCAGAUCCAAGCUUUAAGGUGGAUCAGUGAGAACAUCGGCUUCUUUGGAGGGGACUCCAACCGCAUCACCGUGUUUGGUUCUGGCAUUGGAGCUUCCUGCGUCAGCCUGUUAACCCUUUCCCACCACUCUGAAGGUCUUUUCCAUCGAGCCAUCAUUCAGAGCGGCUCGGCGCUGUCCAGUUGGGCGGUGAAUUACCAGCCCGUCAAAUAUACACGCCUCCUGGCUGAGAAGGUUGGCUGUAACGUCCUGGACACGUUAGACAUGGUUGACUGUCUGAGGAAGAAGAGCUCCAGGGAGCUUGUGGAGCAAGACAUACAACCCGCAAGAUACCAUGUGGCUUUUGGACCUGUCAUUGAUGGCGAUGUCAUUCCAGACGACCCCGAGAUCCUUAUGGAACAGGGCGAGUUCCUCAACUACGAUAUAAUGCUGGGUGUCAACCAAGGUGAGGGGCUGCGCUUUGUGGAGAAUGUAGUGGACUCAGAAGACGGCGUCUCUGGAAACGACUUUGACUUCUCUGUGUCAGACUUUGUGGACAGUCUUUACGGAUACCCGGAGGGCAAAGACACUCUGAGGGAAACCAUUAAGUUCAUGUACACGGACUGGGCCGACAAGGAAAAUCCAGAAACCAGGCGCAAAACGCUGGUGGCUCUCUUCACCGACCACCAAUGGGUGGAGCCCUCUGUGGUAACGGCAGACCUCCACGCUCGCUAUGGCUCACCCACCUACUUUUAUGCCUUCUACCAUCACUGCCAGAGUCUCAUGAAGCCCGCCUGGUCAGAUGCCGCGCACGGGGACGAGGUCCCCUAUGUUUUUGGAAUUCCAAUGAUCGGUCCAACUGACUUGUUCCCCUGCAACUUCUCAAAGAACGAUGUGAUGCUCAGUGCUGUGGUAAUGACCUACUGGACCAACUUUGCCAAGACUGGAGAUCCCAACAAACCGGUUCCCCAGGACACAAAGUUUAUCCAUACAAAGGCCAACCGUUUCGAGGAAGUGGCUUGGUCCAAGUACAACCCCCAGGACCAGUUGUACCUUCACAUCGGCCUCAAGCCUCGGGUGCGCGACCACUACCGAGCCACUAAAGUGGCCUUCUGGAAGCACCUGGUGCCCCAUCUGUACAAUCUCCACGACAUGUUCCACUACACCUCCACCACCACCAAAGUGCCCGCGCCGGACACCACGCAGAACACCCUCUCCACCAAGCGGCCCAACGGGAAGACCACCUGGCCUUUCAACACCAAGCGGCCCCCCAUGUCGCCGGCCUACAACAGCGAAGACAAAGACUCCUGGAGCAACGACAAGGAGUCCGGGCCUCUAGUGGUGGAGAACCCUCGGGAUUACUCCACGGAGCUCAGCGUCACCAUCGCGGUGGGGGCCUCGCUGCUCUUCCUCAACGUCCUGGCCUUCGCCGCCCUCUACUAUCGCAAGGACAAGCGGCGGCAGGAGUCUGGCCACGGCCAGCCCAGCCCACAGCGCCAGACCACCUCCAACGACAUCGGCCACCACGCACCCGAAGAGGAGAUCAUGUCGCUGCAGAUGAACCAGACGCACCACGAGUGCGAGGCAGGCAACAGCAAUGAGGGGGCGCUGCGCUUGGCCUCGCUGCCCGACUACACGCUCACCCUGCGGCGCUCUCCCGACGACAUUCCCCUCAUGACGCCCAACACCAUUACCAUGAUCCCCAACUCCCUGGUGGGCAUGCCCAACCUGCACCCUUACAACACCUUCACGACGGGAUUCAACUCCACCGGGCUGCCGCAUUCCCACUCCACCACGCGCGUAUAGCUUUAAGGAGGCCGGACGAGGGUGGCGACGGGCGGCAGUGCUGAUGGAGGAGGUGCAAAGGAUUCAACAAAACGGAGAGGAGGAUUGUGUUUUAUAAAUACCGCAGCGAUAGUGGGGGUAGGGCAGAUUAAAACGUGAAGAGAUUUAACGAGACUUUUACUACGAGCAGAAUUGCUUCGGAGCUCUCUAUGGAUGUCAAGUUGUGCAGUGCUGCCAAAAUCAAACUGCUUCCCUCCUCUUCAUCAGGGGAGGGGCUCUUUUUUGUGUUGUGUCCUUUUUUUUCUAAAAGAAAAAAAAAAAUCAUCAUUUCAAAAGCCUUUUAAGCGGACUAAGAAAAUAGCCACUGAUGUUUUUUUUUUUCUUGAAUUCAUAACAAAAACAAACAAAAGUGCUUUUUAAUUUCCCGGUCCUCCUUCCUCCUGGGGUAGACACAUGAAGAACAAUGGCCUCUAUGUCGACAUUCGCAUCAUGCUUUUAAUUGCAUCUUUCUUUUGAUUUCAAUGCCUUACAAAGCUUGUUCUUUGUUUGUUUUUUGUCGCAAUUUCUGUUCCAAGAGACUAUAACAAGAGGAGUACGGCAGAAAGACUGACACCGGGAUGGGAAAUUAGUGAAUUUGCAGAUGUAGAGAUUUUAAAUCCCAAUUCGGGCAUCUUUUUUGUUGUUGUUGGUUUUUGCUCCUGUUUGCAGCACAACAUGAAUGGUUUCAUCUUUUUUAAAUUAGUUUGCGUCAAAGGGUUUGCCAAGGACAGCUCUGGCUGGGAGACAAAUGCUUUGUUACUGUGAUUGUUUUUGUUAAGAAAGUGCAUCUUUUUCAGCCAAUGGACCCGUUAAGCUAUCUGAUCUGAUCUGAUCUCAACCAAGUGUGCAUCUACACAUGCUGCUCGUGUGCAGUGUACUAAGAGUGUUCUGCUAGGAACAUGUAAGGUGAGUGAUCACGUGAGUGUCCACUAUUUUUUUGAAUUAUUAUUAUUUUGAGUAGGUUGUACAGUGUGCUUUUUGUCAGGGGGAGGUGGGGAAGGGGGUCAAGGCGGAACACUUUUUCCAUGUUGAUUUGCGUUGACCACCAGUAAUGUUUCUGCUGCGUCUCUUGGUGUCCGUCUACGCGAAAUAGCACUUUGUUUUUUGUUUUCUUUCAUUUUUUAAAGUUCUAUAUGUCUAAUUUUGCUUAAAGAUGAUAAAAUGAAUCUAUUAUUUUACAUGUAAGAGAAAAAAAGAUAGCUUAAAGAAACAACUGAACUAA
Molecule: messenger RNA, 4150 nt
Organism: Syngnathus typhle (broad-nosed pipefish)
Lineage: Eukaryota; Metazoa; Chordata; Actinopteri; Syngnathiformes; Syngnathidae
Gene: nlgn3a
Product: neuroligin 3a
Exons: 6
Coding region: 454-2910 (818 amino acids)
Biological process (GO): synaptic vesicle endocytosis; postsynaptic membrane assembly; neuron cell-cell adhesion
Cellular component (GO): cell surface; postsynaptic specialization membrane; synapse
Molecular function (GO): signaling receptor activity; neurexin family protein binding
Source: RefSeq, a predicted model, not a curated record